UGUGCCCGCCCGCCUGCCUCCCACUCCCCGUGUAUGUGAAGGAACUAGCAGCAGUAGUCGGUCCGACACUUAGCUUGUUAGCUGUGUUGAUAGAAAAAAAAAAAGAAGGAUCCGUCUCGGACUACGCAGGCUGUACAGGCGCGGAUCAGGUCUGAUUUUUCUCCUCUUUUUCUUCCCCCCCUCAUUUAUUUAUUUUUUUUUGUGUGAGGAGAAGAACAAGUUGGCCAUCACCGCUCUGCAGCCAGUUGUUUUGAUGUCACUUGAGGAAUCAUGAGCACAGCCAAGCCCAGUGGGAUUAAAGGGCCCAGUAAGAUAGCCAGGCCGCCUGGACCGGCAGCCCCCAAGACUAACCCCAGCACAGCUAAAUCUGCAGUGGGUGAAAAAUCAGCUGCCGGAGCCGGCGGAGGAGCUGCCAAAAGCAGUGAAGAGGAGAGCUUCCAGAUCGGGGAGCGAGUAUGGGUGAACGGGAAUAAGCCAGGCUACAUACAGUUUUUGGGAGAAACGCAGUUUGCCCCAGGACAGUGGGCGGGGAUUGUUUUAGACGAACCAAUUGGAAAGAACGAUGGCUCGGUGGCGGGCGUGCGAUACUUCGAGUGCGAUGCCCUGCGAGGGAUCUUCACCCGCCCGUCCAAGUUGUCCCGCACCGAGGAAGAGGCCAAUGGAACCCAGACGGCGCCGGCCUCUCGCGCCGCUUCCCCGACUCCUUCGGUCGGAAGCGUGGUCUCACAAACCCCCGCCUCAAAAUCAGCUGUACCCUCAAGCAAUUCAGCAGCUAAGAAGCCCUCCUCCGCUAUACCAGCAGCAACGACGUCCAACCUCACGCGCACAAACAGCGAAUCCGUGUCCAACCUCUCAGACACUGGAUCCGUCAAGAAGGGAGAAAGGGAGCUGAAGAUGGGGGACCGUGUAUUGGUUGGUGGGACAAAGGCAGGUGUGGUGCGGUUUCUCGGGGAAACGGAUUUUGCCAAAGGCGAGUGGUGCGGCGUGGAACUGGACGAGCCUCUGGGGAAAAAUGACGGGGCGGUUGCGGGCACAAGAUAUUUCCAGUGCCAGCCCAAGUAUGGCUUAUUUGCUCCCGUGCACAAAGUCACACGCAUUGGCUUCCCGUCCACCACGCCAGCCAAAGCAAAAACAACAGUUCGGAAAGUCGUGACCACACCGUCGGGGCUGAAGAGAAGCCCUAGUUCCUCCUCCAUCAGUACCAUGAGCUCCGUGGCAUCUUCUGUCAGUGCCAAGCCCAGCCGCACAGGCCUGCUAACUGAGACAUCAUCAAGGUACAAUCGAAAGAUUUCAGGCACCACCGCUCUGCAGGAGGCGCUGAAGGAGAAGCAGCAACACAUUGAGCAGCUCAUGGCUGAAAGGGACAUGGAGAGAGCCGAGGUUGCCAAGGCCACGAGUCACGCUGGAGAGAUGGAGCAAGAAAUCACGCUGCUCAGGGACGAUCAGGAGCAGAUGGAGACGAAGAUGGACCAGUUGCGCUCCUUGGUAGAAGCUGCAGACAAAGAGAAAGUGGAGCUGCUGAAUCAACUGGAGGAAGAGCGCAGGAAAGUGGAGGACCUUCAGUUCCGCGUGGAAGAAGCAUGUAUUACCAAAGGAGACCUGGAGACGCAGACCAGACUGGAGCAUGCCCACAUUAAGGAGCUUGAACAGAGCCUGCUCUUUGAAAAGACCAAAGCUGAGAAACUCCAAAGAGAGUUAGAAGACACUAGGGUUGCUACUGUGUCAGAAAGGUCCCGUAUCAUGGAUCUUGAGAGGGAUCUUUCAUUGCGCACAAGAGAGGUAGCCGACCUGCAGCUACGACUGGACAUGCAGGAUGGCUCUAAGGACUCGGACUCCGCUGUGUCUCCCCUCCUUGACGAGAUAAAGUCUCUGAGGGAUCAGCUGACGUCCCUCGAAGCCAAGCGGCAAGAAGAACUAGACAACUACAAGGAGAAGGUAGAGGCUCAGGAGAAAACCCACAGCGAGGCGGUUGCCCAGCUUCAAGCCACAUCUGUGAGGCUGUCUGGCGACAAAGAGCAGUUGCAGAUGCGAUUGAGCCAAGCCGAGAAAGAAAACGCAGACGCUGUUGAACUGUGGCGCUCGAAGUUGGAGUCUGCUCUGACCUCUCACCAGCAAGCCAUGGAAGAGCUGAAGGCGUCCUUCAGCAAAGGGGCCGAUUCCCAGACACAAGAGCUCAUAGAAACCAAAAGUGCAUUAGAAACGCUGAAGGUGGAGCACAAGCUGGCUCUGGAGGAGUCCGGAGCCAAGCACGAGGCCGACGUCUCGGCUUGGACCCUGGAGAAGGAGAAGCUGAAGACGCAGGUGUUGACCUUGACCGAGGAGAAGGAGCGCCUGGAGGAGUCUGUGCGCUCCGGCGUGGAGAAGGCCGAGGAGCAGCACCUCGUCGAGAUGGAGGACGUUCUUGGGAAGCUUCACGCUGCCGAGCUUCGGGUGAAGGAGCUCGAGGAAAAAGAAGCAGCGCAGGCAAAACAGGCGCAAGAGAAGGACGAGAAAACCAAAGAGCAGAUGGCAGAGAUGGCGGCUCUACGCAGCCAAGUAGCACAGAGCAACCAGGAGCUCUCCACCCUGAGGAGUCGGUUACAGGACGCUCAGAGCCAGGGAGACAACCAGGGGGCCAAGGUCAGUGAUUUGAACUCUCAGCUGGAGGAACAACAGAAGGAAGUGCGCUCUCUGCAGCAGAGUCUGAGCACUGCGGAGCAGGAGAAGGACUCCCUGGACAAGGAGUUGAGAGAUCUGAAACAAAAGCUGUCUGAAAGCACAGAGAAGCAGACGAAAUCUGAUAAAGCUAUGCAAGACAUCUCUGAGAAACUUGGUAAAAAGGAAGAGCAGUGCACAUCUUUGGCCACAGAAUCGGAGGCUCUGAAAGUUCAGCUUUCUGGACUGGAGCGGAAACUGAAGGCUGCAGAUGAAAAGCUGGAGCAGCUUUCAAAAGACAAAGCCAAGCUGGAAAAUGACAUUUCAGAAAUGAUGAAGGCGUCUGGUGACAGUUCUGUGCAGCUGACCAAGAUGAACGAGGACCUCACCCAGAAAGAAAGGAGGGUAGAAGAGCUGCAGAACCAGCUUGCAGAGGAAAAGGAGAAGGCUGCACUUUAUGAUGAAAAACUUCAAAAGGAGCAGUCCAGCAGAGACAAGGAGCUGAAAGAGACCCGAGAUGUCCAUCAGACAGAAAUAAACCGUCUACAGGAGAACAUUGAAGCCUUGGAGAAGACUGCGAAACUGAAAGAGACCUUGGUUGAAGAGCUGAAGGCUUCUCAUGAGAAAUCAGUCCUUCAGGCCUCAGAGCAGCAUGCGAGAGAGGUCGAAGGACUGCACAGUCAAAUUAACGGUUUAAAGCAGGAGCUCUCCUCCUCCAAGGACAAAAGCAGUGAGCUGGAGAAGAAGGUAUCCGAGCUGCAACCAUACAAAGAGCAAGCUCAGCAUCUUUCUGCUGAGCUUGACACACGCAAGCAUGACGUUGAACUUUUUUCCCAAAAAGUGGAACAACAGAGUCUAGAACUGGGAAAUAUGUGUAAGGAAAAUGAGGAUGCUAAAGCUGAGAAGGGCGAGCUGGAGAAACGGCUCUCCGAAGUAAAGACGAAGCUUUCUGCACUCGAGGUUAGCCAUCAGGAGCUUUCAGUUCGCACUCGAGAGCUGCACGCAACGAAAGAGAUACUUUUAAAGCGCGAGGAGGAGCUGCUCACCGACAACAAGCGUUCAGAUGAAGAGAGGACUUCACUGAAGAGAGAACUGGAGAAUCUUCAGCAUCUGCUUCAAGAGGCACAGGCUGAGAACAAAGGACUGAAGCAGACGACCGGUGAAUGUCAGGCCCAGAUCGAAGAGCUCCAGAGACAAGUUUCUGAGAAGAAUGAAGUUAUCCUGAAUCAUCAGCAGACCAUCCAGCAAACCGAGUGCAAGAAGAAGCAGCUGCUCGAAGAUUAUGAAAAUGUCUGCAAAGAGAAGAGCCAGGUCGAAGAGGAUUUCAGUGAAAGCAAGUCCAAACUCAUGCGUGAAAAAGACGAUCUGUUAUCGGAAAGAGAUGCUGCAAGAAAUGCCAAAAAGGCUCUCGAUACCAAGAACACGGAGUUGCAGGCGAAACUUAAAUCCUUGAACUUGGAGAAAGAAGAUCUCACUCUGAAGAACACCCAGCUCCAGGCGCUCGCAGAAAAUCUGGAGAAGGAGAAGACGCAGCUGUCCUCUGAAGUUAGUGCUGUUCUGCAGGAUAAAAACAGUCUGGAGACGGUGAAGGAGGAACUCCAGAGUAGACUGAGUGUCGCCAUGAAAGAUUUGGAGAACCUCGCACACGAAUCUGAAGAACUCAAAGCCUCAAAAACAAGCUUAACUCAGAUGCUCGAGGAUUUCAAGACGAGCAGCCAGGUAACUGAUUCUGAAAGGCUCCACCUUCUGCAGGAGAAAGAAGACCUUCUUGCGAACCAAAGAAAAGUCUCAAAUGAUAAUGAGAAGCUGCUCAGAGAGAUACAGGAAUUAAAAGAAAAGCUUCAGACCUUUGAGGAACAGAUGUCUCAGUCUAAUGAGAAGCACAAAGAGGCCUUAUUAACUUUUGAGCAAGAGAAGCAAGCGUUUCACACUCAGAAUUCUGAAUCUGAAAUGGCUCUACAUGCUUUAAGGAAAGAGAAAAUGAGUCUGGAUUCCUCACUCGAGCAGCAGAAGAUGGAUUAUGAGCGUCUGGUGGAGGAGAAGGGGGAGCUUGAGGAGAAGCACACAAAGAUCCAGACUGAGAAAAAUGCUCUUUCUCUUGAACGUGAUAAACUAGCGAGUGAAAUCCGAAUAGUUCAGGACCAGCUGGAUAGUUCCUCUCGGUCUUGUGCUGAUCUUGCUCAAGAAAAACAUCAUUUAGCAGCAACGCUGGAGGAAACCAUGCAGCAAAAAGAUGACUUUGAAGCACAGUUGAUCACUUCAAAACGAGAAAAGGCCGACCUGCAAAACAAGCUGGAGAAAUACUUGUCUAACACAGAAGUUCUUGAAAAAGGCAGAUCUGAACUCAUGGAAGAACACGGUAAACUGAAGGAGGACUUUGAAAAAGCUAAAGCAGAGCUCAGUCAACAGGUGGAGAGCCUCUCAAAAGAUCGCCUGCGCCUUGAGUCGCUGCAGAGCGAGGCCGAGGGGAAGGUGCAGUCCCUGCAGAAGGAGAAACAAGAGCAGAUUCAGGAGAUCCAGAAGUUAAGAAGUGAGAUUCAGUCGGAGUCCGAGGCCAGGCAGCUCCUGGACAAGCAGCUGCAGGCCGAAUCCAGCGAGCGGAAUAAAGCGGUGUCCGAUAGAGACGGCCUUUUGGAACAAAUCAAGGAGCUGCAGAAAACGCAGGAAGAAGCUUCCCGCAGCGUCUCCCACCUGACGGCGCAGAGGGACGCUCUCCAGGUGGAGAGAGACGAAGCGUUCCAGCAGGUCACCCAGCUUCACUCGCAGCUAAAAAAUGCAAUGUCUGAGCAGCUUGAGGCUUCAGAGGCGACGAGCAAGACCACCGAGGCUCUGGAACAGCUGGCGAAAGAGAAAGCCGCUUUAACGCAGGAGAAGAACAAAGUCCAGUCCCUGCUGGAGGAACUGCAGUCAUCCAAGAAGGAACUCCAGACGCAACUGGAAACGGUGAAAAAGGAGAACUCAAAAUAUCAAGAAGAGCUAAAAAUAUCCAAAGAGCAGAUUUGCACAGAAGCUGAGAGGACCAAGACUCUGUGCCUGGAGAUAGAGAAGCUUAAAGAUGCUGCUGCAGUGAUGACGGAGUCUCAGAAAACGCUGCAAGACGAGAACAGCAAGCUGAGCCAGAAGCUCGACAGCAACCACAGAGACCACAGUGAUCUGGGGAAGCUGAAGGAUGAGCACUCCAGCCUCAAGAAAGAGUUAGACAAGCUGAAGAAGAGCCUGCCAAAUAAUGCCUUGAGUGAGAGCACCUUGAAGGAGCAGCUGGACAAGGAGAAGGCCGCCUUCAAGCAGUUCACCUGCAAAAACAGUGCCUUAAUCUCAGAAAAGGACCAGCAGGUGGAAAACCUGAAGAGCGAGUUGGAUUUGCUGCGUGGGGAAAGUGCCUCGGUUAAGACGCUGCAGGGCACCAUUCAGGUCCUGGAGCAGGACAAAGUCAACCUACAGGAGCGCAUGAAGAGGCUGGAGAAGGACCUGGCUGCAAAGUCCGACGCCAUCAACAACCCCUCAGGUGAUCCAAUUUUAGACCAGCUACGGGAGGAUAAGGAGGAUGCAGAGAGCCAGGCAGCGAUUGAGUUCCUGAACUCGGUCAUUGUGGACCUCCAGAGGAAGAACAAGGACCUCCAAGACAAACUGGAAAAAAUGGCAGCUGCAGCUCUCAACGGGAACAAUCCAAGUGACGUGGAUAACUAUGAAGGUGACCAGCGGUCGGCGAAGAAGAAGCCUCCGCCGCGGCUCUUCUGCGACAUCUGCGACUGUUUCGACCUGCACGACACCGAGGACUGCCCCACGCAGACGCAGGAGCCCGAGUCGCCCCCGCACACCACCUACCACGGCAAUAAGGGGGAGCAGCGGCCCUACUGCGACAUCUGCGAGAUGUUCGGCCACUGGACCGACUCCUGCAACGACGACCAGACCUUCUGAAGCCUUCUCCUCGAUCGCACAAUCACUAUAUUUGCACAUCAUGUUACAGAUAUGCUGUGCUUCUCGGUCCUGUCGGCGUGUACGUGCGUGUUUCGUGUGCUUGUUUUUGCCAAGCAGCUUUGUCAACAUCAGCCCUUAAGCGCUCCAACAGGAGAACGUGACCUCCCCAAAAAUAAGUAAAUAAAUAAAAUUUUUAUCCGAAAGUCUGUAUGAGUGAAAGGGGGCAAUCUGUGGACAUAUCUUUCUGUGGGAAGUCUUUUUCACACUUUAUUUAUCAAUAACCUACCAUUGUUUGCACAGUGUUGUCAGGGGGUUGACAAAGAUAAUAUACUGUCAUUAAAGGUGUUUAUUUGAAGGUUGGUAAAUGACUUGAUUUAAAAGAAUAAAUGUCAGUUUGUGCAAAAAAAAAAAAAAAUGGUGAGCUAAAGUUUAUUUUUAUAUGCCUGAAAAUAUGGUGUAAACUUUAAACGUUUGAUAAUAUGGGUGUAACUUGUGACGGGGGAGAUGGAGCAGUGUCGUCUAGUGCGGUUUGGCUUUAAAAGGAUCUUUUUUUUACAGUCUUCAUGAAGAGAACGGGGCGAAAUGAGUGAGAAAUGAGCACUUCACACUUGUUCUGUUGCUGGCUCCACUUCAAUGGCCUUUCCUAAAAGUUUUUCAGCAGUGAGAAGAAGCUCACCCGUGUUUGAAAAUUAAACUUUAAGGCAUUUUCUUGAAAACUGUUUUGAAUAUCUGUAUACAAAUAAAAUUUAUGAAU
Messenger RNA from Salarias fasciatus (jewelled blenny), 7306 nucleotides. It is a transcript of the gene clip1a, whose product is annotated as CAP-GLY domain containing linker protein 1a. The record is from RefSeq and is a predicted model, not a curated record. The transcript is spliced from 28 exons. Lineage: Eukaryota; Metazoa; Chordata; Actinopteri; Blenniiformes; Blenniidae. Gene Ontology annotation, molecular function: microtubule plus-end binding. The coding region runs from base 271 to 6552 and encodes 2093 amino acids. Gene Ontology annotation, biological process: positive regulation of microtubule polymerization; cytoplasmic microtubule organization. Gene Ontology annotation, cellular component: microtubule plus-end; cell cortex; nucleus.